CUCUACCUUCGUGAUAACCAACUUUCCGGCUCCAUCCCCCAAGAGAUGGAGAAACUUAAAAAGCUGGCUAUACUGCAUUUGGAUACUAACCAAUUUUCUGGCUAUUUGCCCCAAUAUAUUGGCCAAGGUGGAUCACUCACAAACUUUUCAGUUUCCGACAACCAUUUGAUUGGUCCAAUUCCCAAAAGCUUGAAAACUAGCACAAAGUUAUUCAGAGUCCGACUUGAUGGAAACCAAUUGUCAAGCAAUCUAUCAGAAGACUUUGGAGUCUAUCCAAAUCUUCGAUUUCUAGACCUGAGCAACAAUAACCUGUAUGGGGAAAUCUCAAGUAACUGGGGACAGUGCCCACAAUUGACAACCUUACUAAUUGCAGGAAACAACUUAACUGGCAGUAUACCACCUGAGAUUGGAAAUGCAACCCAAAUGCACGAGCUCGAUCUUUCUUCCAAUGGUUUAGUUGGGAGGAUUCCAGAAGAAAUUGGAAGAUUGACUUCUUUGGUGAAGCUGAAGUUGGAUGGAAAUCAACUUUCAGGUAGCAUACCACCAGAAUUUGGAUCAUUGACCAAUCUUGAAUAUCUUGAUCUAUCCAGAAACACAUUGAACGAAUCAAUUCCAAGCAUUCUGGGUGAUCUGCUCAAACUACACUAGAAUUUGAGCAACAAUAAGUUUGGAGAACGAAUUCCUGCUCACUUGGGGAAGUUAGCUCAACUGUCCCAACUAGAUUUGAGUCAAAACUCAAUCGAGGGAGGGAUACCAUCAGAACUCAGCAGUAUGCAGAGUUUGGAGAUGUUGAAUUUGUCACACAAUAAUCUUUCUGGUUCCAUUCCAACAAGUUUUGGAAAUAUGCACGGCUUGUGAUAUGUUGACAUAUCGUUCAAUGAGUUGGAAGGUCCGCUUCCCAACAACAAAGCAUUUCAAGAUGCUUCUCCAGAAGCCUUGCAAGGGAACAAGGGAUUGUGUGGCAACAUUGAAGAUUUGGAACCCUGCAAUAAAGAUGGCUCAAAAAAGGUCCAUGGCCCGAAACUGGUAUAUGUGAUCCCAUUUUCUCUUCUGGCAUUACUUUUACUUCUAUCUUCCUGCUCCAUCGUAGCAUUUAGAAAAAAGAAGCAUCAGGAUGACCAAAGAAACAACAAGCAUGAAGAGAUUUCUUUUUUAGCAUUAGAAUUUGAUGGCAAGACAAUGUAUGAGGAAAUCAUAAAAGCAACAGAGGAUUUUGAUUCCACAUAUUGCAUUGGGAAGGGAGGACAGGGAAGCGUCUACAAGGUGAACCUGGCAUCUGCCAACAUAGUGGCUGUGAAGAAAUUGCAUCAGUUAUGCAGUGACGAUGAAAAAGUUAAGAAGGAAUUCUUAAAUGAAGUACGUGCACCAACUGAGAUUCGACACCGAAACAUUGUGAAGCUUUAUGGCUUCUGUUCACAUAGGCAACACUCAUUCUUGGUAUAUGAGUAUAUAGAAAGGGGUAGCUUGGCGACAGUGUUGAGCAAUGACGGUGAAGCUCAAGAACUGGGGUGGAGUGAAAGGGUGAAAAUUGUCAAAGGUGUAGCUCAUGCCUUGUGUUACAUGCACCACGAUUGUUUGGAAGCAAUUGUUCAUCGGGACAUAUCAAGCAAGAACAUUUUGCUGAAUGCCGACUUUCAAGCCUGUGUUUCAGAUUUUGGCACUGCCAAGUUCUUGAACCCAGACUCAGCUAAUUGGACUGCCCUUGCAGGCACCUAUGGAUAUAUUGCACCAGAACUUGCUUAUACAAUGGAAGUGAACGAGAAAUGUGAUGUUUAUAGCUUCGGUGUGGUAACAUUGGAAAUACUUAUGGGAAGGCAUCCAGGAGAGCUCCUCGUACCUCUAUCAUCAGGGUCAUCGACACAGUCAUCUGCAUUACCCAUCCAUCAAAUGUCAAUUUCGGAUGUUUUUAACAAGCGCAUUUCCCCUCCUACAGAUGAAGUUGCAGGGGAGCUGCUCUCUCUUGUGAAGAUAGCAUUUUCAUGCUUGAAUACUAGUCCUCAGUCUCGACCAAAUAUGGAACAAGUUUCUCAACAAAUGGAAACUCAGAGGCUGCAUUUGUCAAAGCCAUUACAGAUGAUAAGAUGUGGUGAAUUGAUAGUUUGACUGCCUGAUAAAUUGGGAAUAACAGAAUGUGCUUCUUUCCUAUACAAAAUCACUAUGUGUGCUUUCCUUUCAGCAAAAGGAUUAUUGUAUCCUUAUUGUAAUUUUAGUUCAUGUGCUUCUGUGCUAUGGCUCAU
Messenger RNA from Fragaria vesca subsp. vesca, 2237 nucleotides. RefSeq names its product probable LRR receptor-like serine/threonine-protein kinase At4g08850-like. Gene Ontology annotation, molecular function: protein binding; ATP binding; protein kinase activity. Bases 1180 to 2103 code for a protein of 307 amino acids. The transcript has 2 exons. Gene Ontology annotation, cellular component: plasma membrane. The record is from RefSeq and is a predicted model, not a curated record. Gene Ontology annotation, biological process: protein phosphorylation; hormone-mediated signaling pathway. NCBI's taxonomy places the organism in Eukaryota, Viridiplantae, Streptophyta, Magnoliopsida, Rosales, Rosaceae.